ACUCUUCUAAAGGCUUCGGGAAGAACGGCCUGGCCAGCGCUUCUCGAAAAUGGAUUCUACAUCUCUGUUACCGACGUCUUUAAACAUGAAUCUGACAAUAUCACAUGUAGAAUGUCUUCCCAAGGACAUUCUGGUGAAAUUUCAAGGCAGAAAUCAUAUCGAAUGUGAGUUUGACUACCACAUAUUACAGAGAGAAAUGCAGCAUAUUCCAAAAGUAAAAAAUAAUGUGGACAUUGAUGAAUUUUGUUUGGUUGAAGAAAGAGUAUCUGGAGAAUGGCAGAGAGGAAGAGUCAUGGAAAAGAAAGAUGAACUCUAUACAGUAUUCCUCAUAGAUCAUGGAGAAGAACUAAGAGUUGAUGGUACACAGGUUGCUUCAGCCUGUGGCAACUUAUUUGAGCUACCACCAAGGGUAAUAGUUGGUAUUUUUGCCAACAUACUACCAACUGGGGAAAGAUGGCCUCCUAAGGCUUUGAAUUAUUUCAAGUCAUUAGUAGGACUACAAGUGAAAGGUUGUGUGCAAGCUGUUUUGCCUCUUCAAACGAUUCUUCUUGAAGUGCCAAAAAUUAUAUCCGAGGUUCUUGAAUUACAAUUAGGCAGACUUAUUGAUGGGGAUUCAUUUCGCCUUAUUGUGGAAAUGUUAAAAGAAUUCCCACAGGAAAUGCCAGAUUUACUGAAACAUAAAAGACCUGACUUAUCAUUAAGUAAUAAUGAUACUUCACUUGAUAUUCAACACAUUCUGGCUAAUUUGCAGCCAUCUUUGUCAGUGGGCAGGGUUGAAAGUAUAAAGGUAUCCUCUGCAUUGAGCCCAAGUAAAUUUUAUUGUCAACUAAUUAAAUGGAUUCCAGAGUUAGAAAACUUAACAGUGUGUAUGACUUUGCAUUAUGAUACUGUCAGUCAAGAAAGUAGUCCCGCAUGUGAUAACUUUGGACUACUUUGUGUUGCCAAAAGGAGAAAUGGACAGUGGCAUAGAGGAAUUCUUCAGCAGCUCUUGCCCAAUAAUCAAGUGAAAAUUUGGUUCAUGGAUUAUGGCAGUAGUGAGGCUAUACCCUCAAUCCAUGUGAAGAAACUUAAACAGGAUUUUAUUUUAGUACCGUUGUUUUCGUUUCCAUGUUCUCUGACCUAUUUACACAGUCCAGAUGGAGAUGCCAGAAAAUCUCAACUGCGUGUUCUUAAACAAGCUUUGUUAGGACAAACAGUAUAUGCACACAUUGAUUGUUUCAAUAAGGAUGAACAUUUGUAUUAUGUAACGCUACAAACUCAGGAGUCUACAAUUAAUUCUAAGUGUCUGCUGAAGACUGUAGGCACACAAGUACUCUGUCCAGUGUCUGAAUCAAAGAUCUCUAAUAUGUUUAAGGAGACUAGUGCUUCUGAUGUAAACAGUGUGGUUGACUCUUUUACUGGAAAUACAGAACCAUCAAUAAGCUCUUCAAAUAAAAACACUUUGAAAAUAGGUUUUCCUAUUAAAACUGUAAACAUGGAGAUAGAAGCUGCCUAUGUAGCUUUUGUGGCCUAUGUAUUAAACCCAUCAAAUUUCUGGGUACGCACUAAUGAACAUCAGAAUGAACUUCAAGAUCUAAUGAAAAAUAUAAACAAAUCUUAUGAUUCGUGUGAAAAUGACGAACUGAUUCUAAGAAAUCCAGAACCUGGAUUAUUUUGUUGUGCGAGAUAUAGCAGAGACCGACAUUUUUAUAGAGCUGUCAUCACUGAAAUUAAUGGUUACAAGAUUAAUGUUUAUUUUUUAGAUUAUGGAAAUACUGAUUCCAUACCAUUUUUUGAUGUAAAAAUUUUGCUUCCAGAGUUUUGUGAGUUGCCUGCCUUAGCUAUGUGCUGUUCACUUGCACAUAUAUUUCCUGUUGAAGACUUAUGGGUGAAGGCAGCAACUGACUAUUUUAAAAAAAUAGUCUUGAACAAAGCAAUUUUGCUUCAAGUUACAGCAAAAAAAGAUGACAAGUACAUUGUAAAUAUUCAGAGUAUUGAAGCCUCAGAAAAUACUGAUGUUGUCUCUCUUAUGUUACAAGCUGGAUAUGCAGAAUAUUGGGAAGUAGAACCACAAUAUUGUCCCAAAUCUGUAAGUGAAUAUUCAGUGUUAAAUUUAAAACCUAAAAACAAAGUUAAUAUUAAAGUCCUAUCUGCCCUUCUUGAAGGAGCCAAACCUAAAAAAUACCAUUCAAAUAAGCUAAAAGAAAGGACCUUGUCUUUUUUAAAAUCCCCCGCUGUUAAUUUCUCAGAUUUAAAAAAUCCUUUCACCUUGUCUGUGGGACCGGAGUUGCUACAACCUUAUAAAGAAUACAUGUUUAAACCAGGAACAGUGCUUGAAGUCAAGUGUUCUUCUUAUUAUGGCCCAGGUGACUUUUCAUGCCAGCUUCAAUGUAAGUUAGAGGACUUAAAAUUGCUAAUGGAACAAAUUCAGGAUUACUAUAGCGUUCAUUCUGAUCCUUAUCAAAUUGGGCAGAUUGCUUGUGUUGCUAAGUAUUCCAAAGAUGGGAAGUGGUAUAGAGCUGCUAUUUUGACUCAAGUAUCAAGAAAAGAAUUUGACGUGGUAUUUGUUGAUUAUGGUUACCAAGAAAGGGUUUUAGUUAAAGAUAUUUGUGCCAUUAACCCACGUUUCCUUUUUUUAGAAGGCCAAGCCUUCAGAUGUAGUCUUAACCAUUUAGUUGAACCCAUCAGUUGUAAAUUCAGUUGGACAAGAGAAGCAUGCAGAGACUUUGGGAAUUUUAUUUCUUCAUCUAGAGGAUUAUUGACUUGUGUCAUUUAUGCCCUAGUUCUUAUAUAUCCAAACUGUUUAUGUAACUUAGUGGAUUUACAAUCUCCACUUACUAGUACAAAAGAAUUUAUUAAUCAUGGCUCAGCACAGUAUAAUACAUUAUCAAGGCCGUUUCCAUCUUCAGUUAGUCUUUACAGUUACUAUUAUUCUUCCUUUAACAUAAAAAUUGGAAGUGAGGAAGAAAUAUACAUUUCUCACAUCUAUAGUCCUAAAAAGUUUUAUUGCCAACUCAGUAGAAAUAAUAAAGACCUAGAGAUGAUAGAAACAAAAAUCACAGAGAUUAGUAACCUCAAAAAUUAUCCAAAAUAUGAUCCUAGUAAAAUGAGACUGUGCUUAUCUAAGUAUGUAGAAGAUGGUCUCUCUUACCGAGCUUUAGCAACGCCAACAGCCUCAUUAACUGACUUUCUGGUCUAUUUUGUAGACUUCGGAAAUAAGCAGUUAGUAGAAGAAAGUACAUUGAGGGCUAUCUCAGAUCAGUUUCCAGAGUUGCUGUUUACACCUAUGCAAGCUAUUAAGUGCUUUUUGUCAGAUUUUAGAGAUGUAGAUAUUCCAGUAGAAAUCUGUAGCUGGUUUGAAGAUAAUUUCUUGGGAAAACCAUUAAGGGCAAUAAUAUUGACCAGGGAGUCAGAUGGCCAGCUUGGUGUAGAAUUAUAUGAUGGAUGUCAACAUAUAAAUCAGGAAAUUAAAAUGUUGCUUCAUGCUUAUGGAAAAAAACACUGUGACCAAGCACACUAUGUGGAAAAGGGUCCUAAAGUGAGUGAGAAUAAGCGACUUGCUGUUUCUUUGAAAGGCAAAAUAGAAAAAAAACAUCACCAUAAUGUGAUAAAUAAAACUAAGCUAGUAACAUACUCUGAAAGUAAAAUAGAUCAGUUAACAAAUCCGGGAAGUACAUAUGCCAAGCUUUUGAAACCAUCAGUUUGUUAUAAAAUUGAGCCUGCCUCAAAAAACAGAGUGAAAUCUUUGAAUGAUGGACUAAAAAAUAAAGGUGUAAAAAGUGUCUCUGGAUUUGAUGAAAAUGAUGUGGGCUGCAAAUCAACAAGGGUUAUAUCGCAGUCUUUUAUCCAAGAACUAAACCAAGCAGCUUCUCAAAACCUAUCUACUCUUACUAGACCACAGAUCAAAGAUCUUCCUCAACCCCAGAUUUACUUGAAUGCCAAAGUUAAAGGAUAUGUUUCUAAUAUCAGUAAUCCAGCAAGCUUCCAUAUCCAGCUUGCGGAGAAUGAAAAUGCAAUCCUCAGACUUGCAGAUGCUCUAAAUGAAAAAAGAUUGAAUAUAGUGAAAGAGAGAAAGUCCACGAAGCCUAUGGUCGGAGACCUAGUAGUUGCAGAAUACUCUGGUGACCAUGCCAUUUACAGAGCCGUUAUUAAGAAAAUUUUGCCAGGAAAUUCUUUUGAAGUGGAGUUUAUUGACUAUGGUAACACUGCGGUAAUAAGCACCUCCAAAAUUUAUGAAUUUCAGAGGGAAUUCUUAACCAUCCCUCAGCUAGGAAUCCAUUCUUUUCUCAGUGGGGUCAAGUGGCAUGAGCCUGAUGAAAUAUGGGACAGUAAAACUGUGGAUUAUUUUAUGUCAAGAGUGAGUAACAAAACCGUUUCUUGUGAAUUUCUGAAGCAGCAUGAGCAGAAAUGGGAGGUCAAUAUAAUCUGUGAUGGAACAUGUAUCAUUAAUGAACUAAUGAAAUGGACAGCCUGUUCAAAACUACAGAAGACUGUACUGCAGUUGCCUACAGCUGUCACUCAAAAGGUGAGCUCUCGGGAGGAUAACAAAAGGAAAAAAGAGUCAAAGGAGUGCGAAGGUUCUGGGACCCUUCAACCAUCUUGCCAACAGCUGGUUAAGAUUCCUUUUGAAGAGUUAAUACCUGGACAACUUGAAAAGUCUGAGAUACUUUAUGUCUCAAAAAGUGGGACAUUUUAUGUGAAGUUAUCCAAAAAUAAAAAAAUCUUAUCAGAUUUAACAGUAUUCAUCAAUAAAGAAGUAAAAAAACCCUCUUUAUCGGUGGAAAAUAUUGAAAAAGGUUUAGAGUGCUUGGCAAAAUCUAAAAAAACCUUGAAAUGGUAUAGAUCAGAAGUAGCAAAGAAAUGUGUUGAUAAAGUGCUUGUUUUUUUAGUAGAUCGUGGUAGGUAUGAAAUAGUACCUUUAGGGAAUAUCAGGCUUCUCAGUAAGGAGAUUAGAAAUAUUCCAAGACAAGUUGUGCCUUGUAAGUGGAUUUGGUUUGAAAAUUUUAGAAACCGGUCAUUUGAGUCCAUUGUGUCUUUAUUUGCUCACUUGGAAAUAAGUAUUCUUUUCUUGAAAUACUUAAACUCUGUGUGGAAAGUCGACAUUUUGGUAGAUGGCCUGCUACUUUUAGAAUACUUAAACUUAAAUACAGUUCAUGCUGAAAACAAACUUAAAUCUUCAGAAGCUAUUUUUAAUUUGACUCCUGUGUUGUCCUGUACAAUGAGAUCAUAUACUUGGGCCCAACUCCAAAACGGAAAGCGGUAUUCAGGUAUUGCCACUGCGGUUUGUGAUCCAUCAGAUUUCUGUGUUCAGUUAGAAGAUUUCUUUGACACAAUGAAAUCGCUCUUUGUGUUGCUUUCUGAUCUACCAGAAAACUUGCAAACAGUGCCUCUAGAGUGCAUAACUCCUGGUGCUAGUUGUUUGUUCAAAUACAAUUUGGAAGAUCAGUGGAAUAGAGUAGAAAUCUCUGAAGUCUCUAGUCAGUCCCUAUUACUUGUGUUGAUCGACUAUGGAUUUUCUGUCUGCAUACCUUAUUCAGAUAUAAAAAAUCUGAAAGUUGUUCCUGUUGAACUUUUGGAUAUACCAAGGUUAAGUUAUCCUUGUAUCUUAUAUGGUAUCUUACCUGCUAAAGAGCAACACUGGGAUGAAGAAGUGAAAAGUUUCUUUCAAAACUUCCUAAGUAAACCAGGCUUAGUUUUUCAGUUUAGGAAGCAUAAUUUUGAAACAAAACUGACAGUAGAUGUCCUUCAUAAGAAAAAUAACUUGGCAGAUUUGUUAGUUGCAUCUGGUCUUGCAGUAUAUUCUAAAGAUUCAGACCCUUUUAAUGAUGGAAGUACUACUACUGGACCUACUAAAGUCCAAUAUCCGUUACAGAGUAAGCCUGUUCUCCCACUGUUAGAUGAAAAUUGUUACCAAAGAGAAAAUAUAAGUCGUACAUGCACUGAGAAACAAAAGCUGAAAGAGAAAACUGUAAAGAAGAAAGAGGUCUGUAAGAACCUCUUAAGGAAAAGCCGUAUCAGUAAAAGAUUACAUUCCAAAAACGUAGCUCUGAGGAAGAAGGCUGACUUUGGAAAACAUAAUCCCCAAAGUACUGCUAUGUUUGAUACGUGUUCAGCAGCUUCAUUUUGGGAACUACCUAAUGGUUUAAAGACCAACACCAACUGCAUUGAAAACAUUUUUGAAAAAGUACCAACUGAAGAAAUACAGGAAAAGAACACAAUGGAUUUGAGAAUAACAGUAAAAGCAUUGCAUGCUAAUGAAAAAAUAGUAUCAGAGGAAUACUUAAAUGUGCAGGGAGAUGAAAGCUCAGAUCCUUUAUGCAUCAGUUUGGCAACAAAUAAUAUAUAGGAUACCCAGUAAUUACUGUUUUGUUUUAGAUGCUCCAAAUAUAUAAUAAAAGUGGUCUUCAGAUCAAGAGGAACUGUACUUGAGGAAAAGACUA
Messenger RNA from Lontra canadensis (Northern American river otter), 6419 nucleotides. RefSeq names its product tudor domain containing 15 (gene TDRD15). The coding region runs from base 50 to 6325 and encodes 2091 amino acids. NCBI's taxonomy places the organism in Eukaryota, Metazoa, Chordata, Mammalia, Carnivora, Mustelidae. The record is from RefSeq and is a predicted model, not a curated record. The transcript has 4 exons. Gene Ontology annotation, biological process: spermatogenesis.